AUGGCGGCGGUGUCACGCGCAAAGUCGGAGAGCGAAGCCGGAAAGGCACGACGCAAGUCGAGCAGCGUCGGCGCGCCGAAUGGCCGCAAGAGCAGUGUGGGCCCCUCCGCCGAUGUCUUGCACCGGUCGCUGUCCUUCACGGACUGCAGUGUGCAGCAAAUUGGUCUGGCCGUGCUGUCAGAGGAUCCCGACUGGAAGUUCGACACCGGCUUUUGGUGCACGAUUCUCACCGGCGAUCCUGCCGAUGAAUUCCGAUCCUUUCAGAACCGCACACUCGGCUUCUGGAUCCAGGUCUACAACCGCUGGCAGGAGGCCGGCCAUUGGAAUCCAGCGAAGGUCGCAGACUGCGUUGAUGGUGAGGAGCUGCAAAAGCUGCUGAAGCUCCCGCCAAACAAGGUCAUCGAGGUGAUCAAGUUGUUCGAUCCCACGGGUCAUCGCAGACUCUCCGGGAGCAGCAGCGGCGGUGAAGGCAUGAAGAAGUGCAAGAUUAAAGUGCGCGACUUCAUGACGGCUGGCGUAGUGCUUUCCAGAUUGAUCGCGACCAAGCAGAAGCUGAAGUUUAUCCUAGGCCUCUUCGACAUCGAUGACAGCCGGUCACUGGAUGAGCUGGAGUUCGCCGGUUUUGUGACUGCGUUCAUCCACGGCCUGGGGGCCUCUUUCGGCCUGCGGCAUAAGGAGGAUGUGAUGCCCACGCCGAAAAGCAUCCAUCUCAUCGUCCAGCGGCUCUACAAUCGCUUGGGCGAGAUUGCCGCCGGCCGCCUGAAGGCGCUCCGGGACCAGGGGAACAAAGACACGCUGGGCUUGCUCGCAGAAGCCAUCCGCUCGCACCAGCUCAGCCGCCCUCAGGCCGGUCCGCCACGCCAGCUCGUGCCCUUCUCCACCCUGGUGGGCUGGUGCUUCCGAGAGUACCAGGAUCCAUUGGCGCUGCCCUACGCACUGUCCAUCGAGCGCUUUUGCCCAAAGCUGCAACCGCUGGAUGAGGAUCCGGAGGCUCAUAUGGAUGAGGAAGAGAAGUUCUACCUUUCCCACAAAGGGCCCGUGCCUGUUCCCAUCGAGAGCGUGGUGACGCACGAUAGUAGCAUGCUCACUCGCAGAGAGGUCGUCUUGGCACGGGCUGUGUUUCAUUUCUGUGUGGCCGAGGGCACCUUCCAGAUGACGCACAGGGAGCUACAACAAGGUCUUGGCCGCGAGGAUCUCACCGCCGACCUCUGGACCAAGCUGCAGCCCGCUCUUGAGCGGAUCACGGAUGAGAGGUCCCGAGGAAUCAAGGCCGACCUCUUCAGCUUCCUGCGGAAGCUGUGUCCAGGAGCUCAGAAAAUGCACCUUCGAAUGUUCGACAGCUGGCUGCAGCAGUUCGACCAAAUGAUUGAGCAUCAGAAGUUCGUAGAGGCAUGCGAACAGAAAGUGGUGGCGCAGUCGCAUGUCAACAACUUGCCCAUCAUUCCAGACGUAGAGCUGGCCAGGCUAGAAGGGCAGUUCAAGGCGAUUGACGUCGAGGGUUCGGGCUUCAUCACACUGGCCCAGAUUGAGACUGCCAUGGGUCUCGACAGCGAGCUGCUGAGGAAGUACGACGUGUCUGCGGAUGGCUUCAUCGACAUGCACGAGUUCAUCGCCAUGAUGUGCCCAGACAACUGGCGGCCACCCGAGAUGAGCGGCUUCGACCAAGAGGUGCUCAGCAGCCUGCUCUCCCAUAGCGCCAAGAAGCACCGCCGGGAGCUCGACUCCCAAAAGUCUCUGUACGCGGGAAGCGUGGAGCGGAAGAGCGCCAUGCCCGCCUCCAUGCGACCGGAGGUUCCGGAAGAGACCUGGGCAGCGUGGAAUGCGGUAUUCGACCGCCUGGACACGGACAAAGACGGGGUGAUCUCGUCGUCCGAGUUGAGGUCAUCCAUGCUGCUCUCCCAAGAUAUCUGCGAGCAGCUGAUCGCUUCAACCAUGAUGGAUGGCAACGACGGCAUACCUCGCCGUGUCUCAGCUUCACAGAAAGGUUUCCUGCUCGUAGUCCUGGGCCAGCUUACCAGGUUGGGCAUAAAACCAAUGCCCACCCCCGAAGACGCGGUGGCGCGGCUACGGCCUCCCAUGUGUCGCGACGAGAAACAGAGCCUUUCCUACAACGGCCUAUGUGGCGUGAAAUCGGAUUUAUCACCUUGUGCAGCGACAUGGACUGAGGCUCGCCCCGGAUAUGGAGAGAAGCGGGAGUUUGAGGCUGACGCCCUGUCCAGGGCCCCAGAGGAUCGAAUGCUGAGAGACUUCUCUUGGAUGGCCUGGAAGUUGCUGGAGCGGAACUGCUGGCCCGACUUCUCCGCGCACUACGGGCUCUGCUGCCAGGGCCUGGCCCCGCCAGAGAGUUGUUUCGAUGCCAGCGCUGGGCGGACAUUUGAGAGGUGCUGCCGUUGCGACGCGACCAGUGAACCCCAGAACCUGGGGCAGUGGUACACGCAGCAGUUCUUUGGACCCCUUCUUUGUGAUGGACCAUCUGUGAAAGCGCAUGACAGCGACUUUUGGGUACUGGAUCGGGGGCAACGGCGGAGACUGCGAGUCUACGUCUAUCCGCUGGCACGUAUCUUCAACGCGGACCUGCUGAACCGGCUGCAGCUGGGUGGCUGGACGUCCGGAAGCGAGUGUGAUUAUGGGCUGACACCCUGCACGGAGGAGCGCUGGAACAGCCUGUUUUCGGUGUACCGGCAGUUUGCAACGGAGGUGCUGGUGUUGCUCAAGUUCCUGGCUGCCCCGGAAGGAGUUCUAACCGAGGACCCCUCCGAAGCAGACCUCUUUGUGGUGCCAUACUUGGCGAAAACGGACUGUGCCGAGAGCGGCAAUGCUGGGCGUGACCCCUGCUGGGGAAAAUGCCGCUGCGCUACGGCGGUGAAAUACCUCUUCGAGUCGCUCCCGCAUUAUUCGUGGCGGACGCGUGCACGCCAUCUCUUUCUGGCCACGGGGGACAUCAAGGACCUGCCUGUGGAAGUUCAAGGUCAGCCUCUUCUUCUCUCUCUCGGGGCCUCCUUCUGCGGAGGCCACAUUGUUGUGCCAAGCCCCAACUUGGAUCCCGACCUGCAGCCCGGCGCGAAGCUCGAGCUGCAGGAGGCGGCAGGGCGCGAGCCAGCGCGACAUGUGUUUGCAUACUGGUUUGGCUCGAAUGACAAGCCGUGGCGCAGGAGAGUGGUGGGCCAGCUGCUGCAGUACCAAAAGGCAGGCGUGGAGAAGGUGGUGGUCCAUGACAUCGGUAGCAACUACGAGGCGCGCGACAUCUGGCAAACCACGGCUGCCUCCCCGCAGAUGGUCCUGGAGGAGAUGAUGAGGUCCGAGUUUUGCCCAAUCGUGCAGGGCGACGUGCCGCACCAGAAGCGUCUUUUUGACGCCGUUCUGACGGGCUGCAUUCCGGUGGUAGUGGCAUUCCCCUCGCAUGUCCCAGGUCGCGUCAGCUGGUGGUUACCACAGGGUCCACCGGCAGAGCGCAUGGUGCCCUUUUGGGACUCCAUCGACUACCGCAGCUUCGUGGUUGAGAUCUCGCAAGCUGAGGUCGAGGCCGGACGGCUGAUGGAGAGGCUCCUGCAGCUGUCGCCAGCAGACCGGACCAGGCGGCGCGAGGCCAUGCGCGCCGCACGGCCGAUGCUCCGCUUCGACUUCGCCGGCUCUGCGCCGGACGCCUUCUCGGAGACGUUGCGCGAGAUCUGGAGUUUCCUCCAGACCCUCUGGCCCGGGCGCAGCACCAGUGUUGGCUUGAUGUGGGAUGCGGCGAAUGUGUCCUCCCCGCCCUUCGACUGCGGCGUGCCUCCAGCGGUGGAGGGGACGCAGAUGUAUGGGCACAUGGCCUGCUGCCCUGUAGUCUCGAGGCAACCGCGAGGUUGA
Molecule: messenger RNA, 3846 nt
Organism: Symbiodinium natans
Lineage: Eukaryota; Dinophyceae; Suessiales; Symbiodiniaceae
Source: the annotation of a GenBank genome assembly